ACAUACUAAAAACUUACAAACAAUUGGAAGAAGGGCAAAUAAAUUCAAAAACAUCUAAUAAUGUAGAGAAACAUAAAUAUAUGCAACCUUCAAUUGAAAUUUUAAAUAAAUACAAAGCUCAAUCAAAACCCAAAAACACACAAAAAAAUACCAAAACAUGGUUUAAUCGUUUUAAGGAAUAUGUUUCAGAUACACAACCAUCUAUCAACUUAUCUAACCUUUAUGAUAAAAGUGUUAUUUCUAUAUUAUUAUCUGAAUUUGUAGUAACUGUAAAAAAAAGAGACGAUGGUGAUUUUAAGUCAGACUCUUUAUAUAAUGGUAUAUGUGCAAUUAAUAGACAAUUUCAAGAAUUUUUCAAGCAUCAAGCACCCUUCAAUAUUCUUCAAGACUUUGAGUUUUCCACAUUUAGAGAUAUCUUACAUGCACGAAUGAUAGAGCUAGAAGAAAUGAACAAUGGUAAAUCUAAAUCUGCAGACCCUCUUUCUGAAGAAGAGAUGUCUCAUAUUUUCAAUCACCCAGCUUUAUCUUGUGACAUUCCAGAAGGCUUAUUUAGAAGAAUCUUUUUAUGGAUAGGUUGUUGCUCUGCCAGGCAUGGAGGCACUUAUCAGGAAAUUAUGUAUGAUCAUUUCAAAAAGCAUGAUGAUGGUGGGUUUGAUCUUGUAAUUAUUCAUGAUAAAACACACCAAGGGGGUUUAUACCAUUGUUCACAUUCUGGUUAUAAACAACCACUUAGCCAUAUUAUUCCACCAGAUGAAAAAGGAACUAUUGGAGCUUGUGCAGAUAUUCAAAAAUAUAUUGAUAUGCAUCCUUCUGAUGCUGAACCUAACUUUUUUUUACAAUUUAGUAAAAAUCCUGAAGAUUUAAAUACUGGCAAAUGGUUUACUAGAAAGCAUGUUGGUCAUGACAAACUAUCUAGAAUGUUACAGGAAAUAUGUACUAUUACUGGGAUUGAUUGUGUCAAUCAUAACAUCAUCAAUCAUUCAAUAAGAAAAACAAUUGCACAAAAGUUAAAUGAUAAUGGAUUGGAUCCACAAGCUAUAAUGAACAUAACUUUACAUUGCUCUAUUACUGGACUUAAUUGUUAUAGAUCACAAAAUGAAAAUCAAAGAAUUACUGUGGCUAAACUUACUCUUCCAGAUAUUUCAGAUAAUGAUUCAAAAUCAACAGAUGUUAUAAAUGAUGAUUCGAUGAAUAAUGAUCAAGAUGCAAUUUCCAGUGAUACUAGUGUUAAUGAUUCUAGUAUUUCUAGUGAUGUUUCUGAUUGUCCAGAUAAAAGUAUUGGUUCAGAUCAUGCAUUCAAUGAUAUUUCCAAUAUUACAUUACCAUUUAAAAGAUCAAACAAUUAUGAUGAAAUUGAAGGACAUAAAUUUAAAUUUAUUAAAU
This is a messenger RNA of Entrophospora candida, 1383 nucleotides long. The record is from the annotation of a GenBank genome assembly. Lineage: Eukaryota; Fungi; Glomeromycota; Glomeromycetes; Entrophosporales; Entrophosporaceae.